AAUUUUUAAACAUUUUUAACAAUUUUUAACAUUUUUUCCGUGACAAAAAAGGUGCUAAGAAUGCAUUUGCUACUUCCGCCGUCGUUCUCCUUGGAAAAGUAGUGUGAAAAAAGGGAAAGAAAUUUAGGUUACCGCAAUAAGCCGGAGUGCGAGAAGAUUCACAAAAAGACCGGGCAGAAAUAAGGACAGAGUUAGUUUACGAAAGCCCAGGAAGUCGGAUUAAAUAACCAAACUGCGAUAAAUCCUCACCGGAGAAGAAAAAGAAGACCAUGCUCCCGCGGGAAGCGAAAAAGCAUUUUAGAAUAUAAACAAAAUUACCACCCUAAAAGCUACUGGCCAGCUGUUACGCGAUGGACGACGUGUUUUUCGCCUGUACGGAUGAGGAGUUGUCCACCCACGAAGUUCAAAUCAACCGGAAACUCGACGUUAUCGCUCAGAAAAUUGCCCGGCUUAAGGAGCAGAAACAGCAGCUCCUAAAAUGCAAGGAAACGAUACAGAACUUACUCAUCCGGCGCCAGUCGGAUCAACUGCAGCAACACGAUUGGGAUAAGGAGAGUUUCGACUGGUCGGGCAAGGUGCGGAAAACUCUCUCGGAGGUGUUUCACUUGCAGGAUUUUCGUCCUCAGCAGCUACGCACGAUCAACGCACUGCUUGCCGGACACGACGUGCUCCUGCUAGCCCCGACCGGUGGUGGCAAAAGUCUGUGCUUCCAACUGCCGGCCUUGAUUACCCCAGGCCUGACGGUCGUCAUUUCACCGCUAGUUUCACUCAUGGAAGACCAGGUGUGGUCUCUGCAAAAGCUGAAUAUAGCCGCAAAGCUGCUGUGCAGCACCACCGAACGAUCGGAAGCGAAUGAAAUACUGCGAUCGAUGGCCAACCCCUCACAGAGUACCGUUAAGCUGCUGUACGUAACCCCGGAGAGGAUGUCCAAAAGCAAACGAUUUAUGUCUGCGUUACAAAAGUGUUUUAGCAAUGGACAACUCGAUCGAUUCGCGAUAGACGAAGUGCACUGUUGUUCACAGUGGGGCCACGACUUCCGCCCCGACUACAAAUAUCUCGGUGUGCUGAAGGAACUGUUCCCGAAGAUUCCGGUUCUCGGUGUCACGGCAACGGCAACGGCUGCUGUGAUCAAGGAUGUACAGAAAAUGCUACGCAUUCCGAACUCGAUCCUGUUCGUGGCAUCAUUCAACCGGCCCAAUCUCUACUAUCAUGUGCUGGAAAAGCCACUAUCCAAAAAGGAUCAAUACGAGGUACUGGAGUCACUGCUGGAGAAACGGUUCCAUAAGCAGAGCGGUAUCGUGUACACGUUCUCGAUCAAGGAUGCCGAGGAGAUAAGCGAGGAGCUGCGUGAACGGGGGCUCAAGGUGGCACCCUAUCAUGCCACUCUGCCCGCGGCCGAGCGGACGAAAAUCCAUCAACUUUGGAUCGCCAAUCGGUUACAGGCGGUCAUUGCGACCGUUGCCUUUGGUAUGGGCAUUGACAAGCCGGAUGUGCGCUUCGUCAUACACCAUACGCUGAGCAAAAGCAUGGAAAACUUUUAUCAAGAAACCGGCCGAGCCGGGCGCGAUGGUCAACCGGCGGACUGCAUUUUACUGUAUCACUUCUCGGACAUGUUUCGCAUCUCGACGAUGAUGUUUUCCGAGUACACGGGCCUACAGAAUGCGUACGCCAUGGUGGACUACUGCAUCAAUAGAAGCGACUGCCGAAGGAAACUCAUUUCACAGCACUUCUCCGAAGUGUGGGGUCCGUCUGACUGCCAAGCGAUGUGUGAUCGGUGUGUAAACUUUGAACAUGCCCUGCUGCCAGAGAUGAACGUCCUGCCAGAUUUGAAACAGCUAGUGAUGAUUUUGGAAAACGCCGAAAAACACAAAACUAAAAUGACGGCUCUGCGGUUAGUUGAUGCGUGGUUUCACAAGGGUCCGACCAAGCUACGGUUAGACUCUCCACCUCCUAUCAUUGAUCGCGAUGUAGGAGAGCAGAUUGUAGCAUUCUUGAUAUUGAAAAACUAUUUAAAAGUGGAUUUUGUGUACACACCACACACAACACUCGCCUACAUUAAGCCUAGCGCACCACCAGAUGAGGAAGAGCGACUGCUUUUCCGUGCAGGAAAGUUGUACAGUCUGUCCAACCGUACCGGUGACAAGCUGCCGGCCAGACGCACCAAGCUAUCGUUUGCUGAACUGCGGAGUAGUGAUGAUGAUGGUAAUGAUGAUAAUGAUCGUGACGAUUCAACGGCUCCCAGUAAACGACGCAAGAGCGAUGCGCAAUCUCCACCGCCUGCUGUGGUUAAUGGGUCUAACCAGGAGUCCAAUGAAUCCAUUUUAAUUGAUGAUGCAGAUGAGGAGGACGUCAUUAUGCUGGAGCAGGAUGUAAUAGAAAUAGAUGGUGACUAGUUCGGGCAGAGGUUCGUUCCGAGCUGUUUCGUUAUCUGAUUUGUUUUAUUCGAUUGUUCAUCUGUCGAU
Molecule: messenger RNA, 2462 nt
Organism: Anopheles darlingi
Lineage: Eukaryota; Metazoa; Arthropoda; Insecta; Diptera; Culicidae
Product: ATP-dependent DNA helicase Q1-like
Exons: 3
Coding region: 351-2393 (680 amino acids)
Biological process (GO): double-strand break repair via homologous recombination
Cellular component (GO): cytoplasm; chromosome
Molecular function (GO): nucleic acid binding; 3'-5' DNA helicase activity; ATP binding
Source: RefSeq, a predicted model, not a curated record